Colletotrichum spaethianum is the source of this 522-nucleotide messenger RNA. RefSeq lists its product as uncharacterized. NCBI's taxonomy places the organism in Eukaryota, Fungi, Ascomycota, Sordariomycetes, Glomerellales, Glomerellaceae. The coding region runs from base 1 to 522 and encodes 173 amino acids. The record is from RefSeq and is a predicted model, not a curated record. The transcript has 2 exons.
AUGUCUUCGGUCACCAUCUAUGAUGCUGUCAUUCCCGUCUUCAUCAAAGGCCUCAAAACCUUUGACCACAUCCUAAACAAGGCCGAGGAACACGCCAAGGCCAAUAACAUCGAUGCCAACACAUAUCCAGAGGCCCGCCUUGUCGAGGACCAACUGCCACUCACUUUCCAAGUCCAGAACGCCACCAAGACUGUCAAAACGAACAUUGCUCGCCUGACAGGCGUUGAAUUGGAACCUUUUGAGAACAAGGAGAAGACGAUCGAGGAUUUGCAUAAGCGCAUCCAGGAAGCGCUGGAUCUGCUCAGCAAGGUCGAUGCUGAAACUGUCAAUGCCAAAGCUGGAAAUGUGGUUGACGUGCCUAUAUUUGGUGGCAAGGUACUGAAGGUUACGGCCAAGGAGGCAGCGUUGAGCCAUGGUGUUCCGAACUUCUUUUUCCAUCUGAACGCGGGAUAUGCUAUUCUGAGAUCUAAGGGGGUGCCUAUUGGCAAGGCAGAUUACCUUGGCAGCUUUCUUGCUCAGUAG